Molecule: messenger RNA, 3215 nt
Organism: Gopherus flavomarginatus (Mexican gopher tortoise)
Lineage: Eukaryota; Metazoa; Chordata; Testudines; Testudinidae
Gene: EHF
Product: ETS homologous factor
Exons: 9
Coding region: 111-1007 (298 amino acids)
Biological process (GO): cell differentiation; regulation of transcription by RNA polymerase II
Cellular component (GO): nucleus
Molecular function (GO): sequence-specific DNA binding; DNA-binding transcription factor activity, RNA polymerase II-specific
Source: RefSeq, a predicted model, not a curated record
AAGUGCUAACCUAGCACCUGUGUUUACUUAACACCUGCCAUUCACUAGACAGCCUUCUCGUUGCCUCUGCUAAAGGAUUUCCCCUUCAGAAUCAGCAGCUAAAUGAGAUCAUGAUUUUGGAAGGAACUGGCAGAAUGAGUAUCAAUGCCAGCAGCAAUCUACUUCACCAGCAGCCUUCCUGGACAGAUGGAUAUCCCACAUGCAAUGUGCCUGGCAGUUUCUAUGGAACUCAGUGGCAUGAGAUAUACCCUCAAUACUGGACCAAGUACCAGGUGUGGGAGUGGCUACAGCAUUUCCUGGAUACUAACCAGCUAGAUGCCAACUGCAUACCUUUCCAGGAUUUUGACAUUGAUGGCGAACAUCUGUGCAGCAUGACUUUGCAUGAAUUCACCCAUGCAGCUGGGACAGCCGGCCAACUUCUUUACAGCAACCUUCAGCACCUAAAAUGGAAUGGUCAGUGUGGCAGUGAAAUGUACCCAUCCCAUAAUAUCGUUGUAAAAACAGAACAAACAGAUCCGUCCUUAAUGGCCUCCUGGAAAGAAGAGAAUUAUUUGUAUGACAGUGGUUGUGGUAGCACAGUAGAGUUAUUGGACAGUAAAACUUUCUGUCGUGCACAGAUUUCCGCGACUACUACCAGUCACCAGCCUCUUGAGUCUUCAGAUGAGAAAAAAACACACGAUCAUCCCCCAAAGUCCCACACCAAGAAGCACAAUCCUCGAGGAACGCACCUCUGGGAAUUUAUCAGAGAUAUUCUCCUGAAUUCAGAGAAGAACCCAGGAUUAAUAAAGUGGGAAGACCGGUCUGAAGGUGUCUUCAGGUUCUUAAAAUCUGAGGCGGUGGCUCAGCUCUGGGGAAAGAAGAAAAACAAUAGCAGCAUGACUUAUGAGAAACUCAGCCGGGCCAUGAGAUACUAUUAUAAAAGAGAAAUACUGGAGCGUGUGGAUGGCCGGAGAUUAGUCUAUAAAUUUGGGAAGAAUGCCCGUGGCUGGAGAGAAAAUGAGAAUUGAAGAUGUCAGCAAAAACAGCAGCAAAAUCUUCUGGACGUAAAUAUUUCAAAGACUGUUCUCUUCUAUUUAUGUACCAAAAUGGGAGGAAACCCCCCCCUACUUCUAAAGGAAGAAGGAACACUAUCAUUGGUAUCAAAAUUAUUUUAGUUGAAGUAUGUCCUGUAUGGGGGAAAAAUGUACACAGUUUUCUGUGAUAUAUGGUAACAUACGAUUGUGAUUAAUUUUGACAUCUUGUGAAGUUUUUUUUAUAAGCUGCAGGAGUAAUGUGAUUUAUGACAAUGCUGUGAGUCAUGCAAGUAAAGGUGGGAAUCAUGGGGCAUUAUGUAUUUUUAUGAGUAAAAGAAUUUAAAAUAAGGCAGCCUGCUUUCUGCAUAUGAGAAAAAUAAUGAGUUCCAAUGUUGCUUAUCUUUGUAAGAGGACUCAAGGGCAAUUGUUCAGUUCAGAUCAUAUUAUUUCAACUAUGGAUACCUGUGGAGUAUGAAGUAACAUACGACUGCAUGCAUGAGGCUUAAAAGCGUCUACUUCAAGUAGCUCUCCCACAACAGUUGCACAUGCUGGAGCAUGUUAGUACAAUUAGGAAGUGAACUUUGAGUGGAUAAAACAGUAGGCCUCUCUGAGCCAUGCAGUUGUUUUAAUAGAUUCCUAGGCCAGAAAGGACCUCUUGUAUAACACAGGCCAUAAAACUUCCCCAAAAUAAUUCUUAGAGCAGAUCUUCUAGAGAAACAUCCAAUCUUGAUUUAAAAACUGUCAGUGAUAGAGAAUCCACCACAACCCUUGGCAAAUUUUCCAGUGGUUAAUUACACUCACUGUUGAAAAUGUACAUCUUGUUUCCAGUCUGAAUUUGUCUAGCUUCAAUUUCCGGACAUUGGAUUGUGUUAUACUUUUCCUUUCAAGAUGGCCCAUUGUUAAGUGUUUGUUCCUUGUGGAAAUACUUAUAGAAGCAAAUGUUCCAUAAUCACCUGGGUUGUAGUUUUGUUGUCCAAUAACAUGUUCCAUCUCUCCUACCAAUUUCUGAGUAUCUUAACAUUCUGCUGGCCUCCCUUUGCUUCAGUUACUUCAGAUGCUGGGUUCAUCCUCAGUUAGUUUAUGUUAGUAACUGUAGUUAACUGCAGGGAAAGCAUUGUGUGACUAUGAGCAUUUCUUUGGAGAACUUGUAAUAGCUCUUUUAUUGGUUAGGACUUGAUCCUGCAAAGUGCUAAAGUACUUCGUGCCUGGUGCUGAAUGCCUCUAUCUUCAUUAACGCCAGUGAGCAUGCAGCAUGUCCCAUGAUAAAGGCCCUAGAUUUCUUUCCUGCUCUGAGGUGGACUGCUAGGCUGACAUAGCCUCAAUGAUCAAAAGCCAUAAAAAAGACACAUCUAACCGGCAAACAUCUUUAAACUAACCAACUGUUCAAAUUCCCUCUGGUACCAGAUGCUUCAAAGGUUACUGUAUCCACGUAGAAAAAAAGAAAAAUGUUUUCCAGUGGUGGUUUAAUACAUUUGAGAGCAUAUGGGAGAAACUGGAGAGGGAUUAGACAAGCAUUGAGGGUUGGCUGGUGGGAAUAGUGCAAGGCAGAAAAGAUAACUCGGUGAUGAAUAAGUGCAGGGAGGGAGUUCCAAUUUCUUCAAAUGAAGGCCUGCUGCUCUCUCUGGCAGGCAAAAGUUCAUCUGAGAAGGAGUUUCCAGAACAUGGCCAAAGAAUGCAAAGCGCCAUUGCACUUAUUCUAUGAUUUCACCUAGUACUUCCCAAACACUGCUAGCAAGGGAGCAUCUACUUUUUUUUAAUCUCUGCCACUUCUUCCUGUGAUUCUCAGUUGGAUGAAAAACUCUCUCUACACACUGGAAUAAUUAGAAAUGAGCUCACACCAAUCGUAUUCAGACUGGGGAAGUUCAGGUCUGGGUCUGUAGUUUAGGCCCUUCUCUCGUGGCAAUCAUGCCAUACAGGGAGUGCACAUGCACGUCUAGCUCUCAUUGGCUCUUGGUUAAAAUCUCUUCCUCAACACAUCAAACAUUUCAGAAUGCAAGGAACUAAAAAAAAUGGAGGCAGCCCUGUAUUAUGUCAUUGGGAAACAGAAGGGAUGCUGAAGCUCAGGAUUUUGUAAAAGGGUGAGGUAGGAUCCAAUCUGAGAUGACGAUGGAGGAAUUAAGAAACUGAGAUAGAUUCCAAUUAACAUUUUUUUAGGGAUGAGGAUAUUGCAAAAAAAGGGGUCAAUGAUGAGAGUUAUACAAA